GUCACGCGCUGCACAUCGGUGCUGUCCACGUCGCCCUCGUGUUCGGUUUACUAAACUUUUUUCCAUUCCAUUUAUUUCCAUUGGCCAGUCGUAAUUUUUAUUAAUUCACCAAGGAUAAUCCCUCAACAACGUAAUAAUCGAAUUCAAUCGCACGAGGGUGAUAGCGAGUCGAUAAAAAUCGCGAUGAUAAUUCCAACAAUCAACUUCGAUUGAAAAGAAAUAAUCAACAAAACAAAACGAUAAAAUAAACGGUAUUAAUCGGUGUUAAAUAAACUCCAAGGUGACUUAGGUGUUAUUUAUUAUUUCUCAUUGCGUAUCAGAGACAAGUGCGACUGUUUUCAAAUAACAUUAUUCAUUCGUGUGAUGUGCUGGAUUGGUGCUGUGGGAUGACAAUGUCACGUGCUAUUCUCAUUCUCGACCCAUCGACCAUUGAAUAUUUAAUUCCAACGAGAUAAAUAACAAUUCUAAAAACUAUUGAUAAAUAAUCAUCGUCAAUUAUGGACAAUUACGGAGGCGCAAACUACAUCGAGAUUACUGUGAAUUUGUGUUUACAGAUGAGCGAGUCAAGGUGGUGAAUCCCAAGUGCUUGGAUAUUGUGUGAAAGAACAAUAAAAAGACUAAAUUAAUUUUGCGACAGAGGUGUUACUAAAAGCCGCAAAAACGGAGGAAUCAGAGGAAUUCAAGAUGACGCAGCAGAGCGGCGCCGGUUCACCCCAGCAGUUCUGUUUGCGGUGGAACAAUUAUCAGACAAAUUUAACCAAUGUCUUUGAUCAAUUGCUCCAGAGUGAGUCAUUCGUCGACGUGACCCUCGCUUGCGACGGCCACUCGGUGAAAGCUCACAAGAUGGUACUGUCAGCAUGCUCGCCGUACUUUCAGGCCCUAUUCUUUGAGAAUCCGUGCACCCACCCUAUUGUCAUAAUGAAGGACAUCAAGUGGCCAGAAUUGAAGGCAGCUGUUGAAUUCAUGUACAAGGGUGAGAUUAACGUGUCGCAGGAGCAGAUUGGGCCUUUGCUGAAGGUGGCUGAAUGCCUGAAAAUUCGAGGUCUUGCGGAUGUCAACAGUGAGCAGGAGCUCGUCUCCCGGCCAAGUAUGCUUGACAAUAUAGCAUCAUUGGCAAGUGGUUCACAGAAUCGGAAGAAACGUCGCAGAGUGUCCGGCGAUCGUUCACCAAGUGUCAACAGUCCUGAUCAGAACUCCUGCAUAAUUGACGAUCAGGAAGUCAUUGGACUGCCCGAUGUUCACAAUCUCGUUGCAUCAUCAACACCAAGAUCCAUUGGUUCACCAUCAUCAGCGCCAAGUAUCUCAGUAACACCGCAAAUUAAUCUUCAGGAGCUUCCUGUCUCGUUGCCAUUACCACCACCACCAACAUCAAGCCAAAGCGCUCACUCUGUUGGACACCACGUGACUAGCCACGUGACAUCUGGUGGUCAUCCCAGUGUCAAUCAUCUUGGACAGCAUGUCCAGGGAUUGACGGUGCAGCAGCAUCAGGCACAGGCACAACAGGCCGCUGCUGCGGCGCAGCAUCAGGCACAGCAGGCACAGCAGCAGGCUGCUGCUGCACAGCAUCAUCAACAGGCGGUUGGUAAUCAGUCGACGCCGGUUGAUGAUUUGGAGAUUAAACCCGGAAUUGCGGAGAUGAUUCGGGAGGAGGAAAGGGCCAAGUUGUUGGAGUCUUCCCAUGCUUGGCUCGGUGCCUCCACCUCCAAUAUAUCAGACAGCUACCAGUAUCAACUACAGUCGCUCUGGCAAAAAUGCUGGAAUACGAAUUCGGGACUUGUUCAUAAUCUACGCUUUCGGGAACGUGGACCGCUGAAAUCGUGGAGGCCUGAGACUAUGGCUGAGGCGAUCUUCAGUGUUUUGAAGGAGGGACUUUCGUUGAGUCAAGCAGCAAGAAAAUACGAUAUUCCAUACCCAACAUUCGUCUUAUACGCGAAUCGCGUACACAACAUGCUAGGACCGAGCUCCGAUGGCGGGGCCGGUGAGUAUCUACGGCCAAAGGGACGAGGAAGACCCCAGAGGAUUCUACUGGGUGUGUGGCCAGACGAGCACAUCCGCGGUGUUAUCAGGGCUGUUGUAUUCCGUGACGGUUCCAUCGUCAAGGACGAGCCAAAUCCAAUGUAUCCAAGCCUAGCGAAUUACGCGUGCAAUGGGCCAGAGGGGGCGGUGAGCCCUGGUGCUGCUGCGGCUGCUGCGGUUGCCGCGGUCGCCCAAGGCCUUCGGCAUCAAAUGUGCAGCAUGGUAGCAGCCGCCCAGUCCCACCAACACGACAUGAUCGCGACAAAUCUCUCAGCAAACUUCCAAGCAGCUGUCCAAGUAAGCCAGCACCACUUGAACAAUAACAGUGGUUCGAGUAAUAACAAUAACACAAACAACAAUCGCAAUUCCCCGUUGAUCCUGGGUCUGCCGAGUCCAGGCUCGGGGGGCCCCCCAGAGAGUCCCAUGGAGGGCAGUCCACUCGCCAGCCCCCUAGCACCACUGAUGGAUCCAGCCCACAUCCCAAGUAGCGUUGAAGUUGGCAUUGGCGUCAGUGGUAUGACAUACAAGCCCCAGCGCAGCUACGUCAGCCCCAGACCGGAGAACAUAUUCCAGGAGGACAUCUCAGACCUCGUGAAGAGUUCACAUGGCCACAAGGACAAGGACAAAGUGCCAGUUAAACUCGAACCCUUGACUGAUUCCAGGAGCGAGCAGUAAUUUUUUUUAUUCAAUGAUCGAAGGAAAAUUCUCAUUUUGGUUCUCACGAGAAAUUAUGAGGCUCAAUCUCAAUUGUUACAUUUCUCCCCUGGGAUGGGACGAGGAAUUUGUAAUUAAGGGAAUGGGUGAGGGAACCUGUAACUGUUGAGAGUCUUAAACAUUUUUUCGAUGUUGAAAACACGGGAGAACACGUCAAAAUCAAAAGAAUAUUACGAGCACUGUAAAGAGUUAUUUGUCUCGUACCCCUUGAGUGUUUGAGUCACUUUAAUGUGACACUGAAUGGAGUACUUGAGGAUUAAGUUAUAAAUGAGAUGGUGAAACAAAAUAUUAUGAUUAAACGUGGAGUAGAGUGGAGAUGUGGUCUUAGGAUUAUAAAAUUUUAGUCGUCGAUUACCGAAUUUGCGCCAAAAUUAUCCCGAAUGAAAAUACAAAUGUAAUAACGAUUAGUUCUUCGUCAGUAAGAUGGGGAAAAUUUUGUGGAAAUCGUACUCAAGAUAAUUUAUAUGUAUGCAAUACGGAUUAUGUGUUAAUGCCAAAUGUAUAAUAGUUUGAUGAGGAUCGGUUGCAUGCUAUAGGGAAAAUUUUUCUUUUUUUUAUGGGAAUCAUUUAAUGGUCACUUUAAUUUUACAGCUGAACACACGUCGAAACUGUUUAUUGAGUUAACGACGGGAAAAUAAAACGCCAAUUUUUAGUUCUUUGCAUUAAAAUGACGGUGCAAUGGCGCUAUUGUCAUUUUCUAGUCAAUCGAACGUCCACGCAUAUUUAUUAUGAAUAUUAAUUGUUUUUUUUGUCAUUUCGACAAGUGUUCAGCCUGUGAACACCAAAAGGAGAUACAGAUGAAUUUCAACUUUCCAGAUUUUCUCCCGAAUAAUAAAUGUGGCCAUUUUUUUAUGAUACUACUUAAAACGAUAGGGGAAGAAAUGUACAAAAUUUGUCACUUGUCUUCAUCUUAUCGAGAAUGAAGUAAAAAGGGGGAGAGCAUUAAAAUUUUAAUGGAGAUGAAGACUUCGUGGUGGGAAUACGUGAAAUUAUAUUGAAAGGUGCAACAACUCGACAAGAUUUUGAAAAGAGAGUCGAAUUAUUUAAGUAAUGAUUGCCUUCCUGCCAUAUUUGGGGUAUGCCAAGUAUAAAAAUUAUAAGAUUUAGGUAUUAAACAAAGGGAAAAAAGUGUUUAUGGAAAAAUUUGAAAAAAAAACGUAGACUGGAUCUUUGAGGAAAUUGGAGAGUAUUCGAAUCAUCCGAGUGUGCGAGUGAAUGCUGAACAUAAAGGUGAGAAUUUCUGAUUGUUGUGAUGGAUGAGAGCUUGCCUUUCUUUGUUUAUUCGAGAGAUCGUGCUAUUUUUCAAAAUUGUAAAGAAAAAAAAAUGACAAAUUUUGCCGUGCGUUAUUUCGGCCAAUGGGACCCUGGGAUUCUCGAUUCAGAAAAAAAAUACCCAUCCCCUUGGGAAUUUCUCUAGUGUAAAAAGAAAAAAACAAUUCGAAGUGGCCUUCGUAAAAAAAGAAAAACAAAUCUCCAUGAGAAUCUUGUUUUUUGGCAUUCUUUCCAAUGUUGUAGUUUCUUUUGUCCAGGAAUUGAUAAAAGAAAGUUCUCGCGCGUCUCGGUCGUUUUUUAACGUUUUCUUGAUAAAUACUGGCGCUCAAAUUAGUUCAGUAUUAUUUUUAUCUCUUUCCUCUUUUGAGAAUUCAAUCAGCAAUUUUUUGUUUCAUUUUUCUUACCAAUUUUCAGCGAUAGAAUUCGUUCUCACACAUAUUUUUUCCAAUUUUCUUUGCGUAACUCAAGUUGUCCUAUAAUAACUGAACUAAUUUGACGUCGAGACAAGUGAUAACGAGUCAAAUUCGUUCUAAUUAGCACGACGGUGAUUAAUAUUAAAAAAUGAUAUUCUUGAUACAAACAUUUUUGUGCGAAAAUUACAAAAUGAAAAGAAUAAAAAUUACUAUAAAGUAAAAAAUGAACGAUCAAUGCGGAAAUUUUGCGUUUACCAUCUAAAUAAGAAAACGUAAUAAAAAAUCCCACGGGCCGUUCGUCGUCCUGUUGAUAUCGUAUACGUAUUAAAAAAUAAAUCCUGAACUUUCUUAUUUCCAACGAGUCGCUUUAAAAAUUCCCUGAAGCGGAAACAAUGGAUACGGUUUUUACAAUCUAGGCUUAAAUGUGUUCAGAGUGAACUUUCAGAUAAACCGGAAAGAAAAAAAAAAUUUAAACUUACACGACAAAAUCGCGAGACCGAGAGCAAGCGAGUGUGCGAAAGUUUUUGAAAGAUUGAUACGUGAGAAAAUAAAAUUAAAUAAUGUAUAAAAAAAAAGUAGUAAGUGCCUUCCAAAAGAAAAAAUUGUUUAAAGAGUCCCGUAGAUCGUGACCAGUUGUAAGUGAAGAGAAAAGAAAUUCAAAAUUUCGUCGUUUAAAAAAUUUCAAAGUAACACUUUCAGGAAUUAAAGAGAAAAACAAAUUGGUAACUGCAAUGUGUCGAUGAAGAAAAAAAAAUACUAAAAAUAACCAGCGUGUUUGUGAAUUGAGUGUAUGGUAUUAAAAAUGAAAAAAGCUGAUGAGAAAAGUCGCCUGUCGUGCAAACGCCGGGAACACCUCAAAUGCCUGCCCGUUAGCAUUUGCACGUCACGCGUUUUUAUAAAAACUCCGAAGAAACAAUAAUUAAAUUCCGUUUGGAUCGAUCCACCACCGGUAAUACCCUGAAUGGCAUGUCUGUAGGAAGUUGAACUUGUUUUUUUUCCUCCAUUUAUCGAAACGAUAUGAGAAUGAGAAUUUUUAAAAAUAAAUAAAUGAAAACGUGAGCUCUGAGAAUAAAUUUAAAAAAGAUGAUGAAAAAAAAAUCCUUCGUUUCCACAUUUUGAUAUAUCUGUGAAGAAGAAAGAAAUAAACAAAAAAAAUACAUAAAUACCUAUAUUACAUACUUAAUAUGUAAGUGAAGAAAAAGGAAAAAAACACAAAAAGUAUCUAGUACGCUAAUAUUGAUAUAGUGAACAUGAAAUGAUUAUAUAAAGGAUAUAAAUAUUUAUUAUAUAUAAAUUGAUAUAUGUAUAUCGAUACGGUUACUGCUGGGGUGCAUUUACCAAAAAAAAACACAAGAAAGAAAAUUACGAGAACAAUUAAGUAAAUUUACCUUUGAUUUACAAGACGAUCCUCUAGACUAGCUAACGGAAAUCACGGGGUCUUGGUGGUAGGACGCAAUCAAUAGGAGUCUCGAGAGAGAUAUAAAUUCAGAGGCAGGAUUUCACGAGCAGGUUUUUGGAGAACGCCCAUUCGUUUGAAUAGAAUACAAAGAAAUUAUUAUUGAAAUGAGAUCCAAUAUCAAAGCUAAUUAAUUAUACGAUCAUCAACUUCACGCCGCAAUAACUAGAAUCAUACUCAACAAUCCUUCAUUUCUCAGAGAUGAUAACCAAUGAACGAGUGUAAAGACAACUGACACAAAGAGCGACAGAAUCCGCAUUGAAUUAUCGAUUAAAAUUCGAUGAAAAAAAAAGAAUCGUACAUGACAGGUAACGACGAUGAAGUACAGAGCCUACAGAAUAAACCGAACAAACCACAAAUGCUUCUUUUGCCCCGCUAAACUAAAAACUGCAGUUGAGAGGUAGAGAAUAAAAAUAGUUGAAUUCCUAGUUGACCAGAGAAAACUCGUUAGUAAUUUUUCAAGUUAGAGUUCACAUUAUUUGGUCUCAAUUCAUGAUAGCACCCGAAACAAUAGAACAAUAUAAGAAGCUACAUCCAGCAAUCCUCACAGUAAAUGAAGACAAUUUCAGGAAUAACGAGUGAGGAUAUUCACGCGCAAAAGAACAUAGAUAAUAACAAAAAGUUGAUAAAAACGCCAAGCAGACGUUUGUGCAAGAGUGUAAAUAUGGAAGACGCAGCAUCGCACGGCAGGUUCAAUAAAUGUAUUAUUCUAUUCAAUUGAAUUGUAUUUAUAAUUACUUAUGAUUUAUUCGGAGGCAGAGAAAAUGCUUCGACGUUUGAAUUUAUUAUCUGUUAAUUUCAAUUCCCCCCAGUGGGCCAAGUGUAUUUAUCCGACAUUUUAUUUUCGAUUUCUUUACGAUUAGUUGAAUAUAGCGGUGUAAUAGUCGAAUAGUGAUAGUGAGAUUCUCGAGAAAAAUAAUAGGUCGAUGGCUCGGGGGAAUUCAUCGAUAAUUGUAUAAAUCAUUCUUAAUUUAUUCCGUUGAAUGUAUGUCCUUGCACUGAGAGCUUAUGAUCAUAUCGAGUGCAAUUAUAUUAAACAGUGGUAAUGGGAAGAUGAAUCCCUCGACUGUGAGUUAAUUAAGCUCUCGGCGUAAUCAAAAGAGUAAUGAUAGUUUAAAUGUUUUAGUUUUAUAUUGCAACAUAUCUCGUAUGAGACUCGAGAAUAUUCCGUUUUACAUAGAUAGACGAAUUUGUUAUUUAUAUUUCUAUUUUAUCGAUUUAAUUGUCCCCGACUGGACAUUUUAUAGGGAUAAUUAUUCGAUAUUUUUUUAAAUGAUAAAUAAGUAUGAUAGUGUACUUUCAGUUUCUGCGAGCGAAGCGAAGACCCGAACAAUUGCAUAAAGAAAAAAAUAAUGUCAUGGUAAAUGGAAAUUUACUGUUUAAUGAGAGAUGAUCCCCCCCCCCUCCCUUCCCCUCUCCGCCCCUCAAAAAAUGCUGUUGAACUUUUAUUUAUUAUCCGAAGUGAAGAAAAAUGUAGAUGUUAAGAAUGACGUUCUACCGAAAUAUGCUAGACUUAUAAAUACACCCUUAUAUAUAAUGAAUUAAGCGUACAUUACCUACCUACCUUAAUCCGUCGUUGACUACGGAUGAGAAUGAAAUAAAAGAAAAUAUGGAAACAGAAACAGAAAAAAAUCACGCAAUCAUACAUUUAAGUUGCUACUUGGCACGUAUACCUAAGUAAUAUUACUAACAUAAACAGUAUGCAAUAAUAAUAAAUAUGAGGAGAAAAAAAUAUAA
Molecule: messenger RNA, 7608 nt
Organism: Diachasma alloeum
Lineage: Eukaryota; Metazoa; Arthropoda; Insecta; Hymenoptera; Braconidae
Product: protein bric-a-brac 2
Exons: 6
Coding region: 685-2691 (668 amino acids)
Biological process (GO): regulation of transcription by RNA polymerase II
Cellular component (GO): nucleus
Molecular function (GO): DNA binding; protein binding
Source: RefSeq, a predicted model, not a curated record